Syzygium oleosum is the source of this 719-nucleotide messenger RNA. RefSeq lists its product as uncharacterized. The record is from RefSeq and is a predicted model, not a curated record. The transcript is spliced from 3 exons. Bases 77 to 502 code for a protein of 141 amino acids. Lineage: Eukaryota; Viridiplantae; Streptophyta; Magnoliopsida; Myrtales; Myrtaceae.
CACUAAACUAAGACAGUCUGACUCUAAAGUCAAUCUUUCGCCCACACAUGGAGAGAGGAAUUUCAACGUUUCCACCAUGGCCAGGCUUUCGGCUUGCUCGGCGGAGGAAACGAGGACGUUCUUUAUGAAGCCAUCGAUCAUAAUCCCAGAUGAGUUGCGGCACACACAGGCAAUUGAUCCUUCAAAUGAUCUAGCUACUAAGUUUUUGUCCAAAUUGCUCCAUUUGCUAAAGUUUCUGAGCAUUUGUUGCCCUCCUUCGACCAGCGACUUCGGAUCCGGGAGGCACCUUCUAAAAACGUGGCUAUUUCUUGCUUUCCAGAUUUUCCAAAAUACAACCGAGACUAGUUCAAAUUCUGUUGGUACACUUGUUAAAUCAAGUUCCCUGGGGAGAGUCUGGUCUCCAGCCAAGAUAUCAGGAAAUUUCACCAAAUGCCCACUCUCAAUGGCUAAGUUACAUGUUUUAGUAAGUUUACUCUUUCUUUUCUCAUUGUCAUUCUGCUGAAGUUGCUAGAAGGGGCUAGAACUGCCCUUCUCAUAAAGUACUAUUUGUCCAGAGUGGGUAGGUAUCUCCGGGAUACUUUCCUCUUCCAUAGGUUCAUCUGAGUCUUUGCCAUGAAAUAACUUCCGGAAUGGGCUUUUACUACUUACCUCAGCCUUCAGCCAUGAGCCGAAUAAUCUCUCCUCAUCAAUGUUUAAAUCCUCGACAUUAAAUGGCACCU